AGUAGACAGCAGCGGUCUAGCCAAUUGCUUCUAUGCCGCGGUAGUAGCAUCUCUUGCCCGAGGCGGUAUAUUGCAGUAUCAAAAGCACGUCUGAGGAUCCUUCCAGCACGUAAACCUUUCAUAUCUUCACACUCGAUCAAACAUGUCGCAAACUAUGCAAAGGCUGCAGCAGGUCGUCUCUCACAUUUCACCCACAAAAUCAAGGAAAGAUGAAAUCCUUCAAAAGAAUCCCGAUGACAUAGUCAUCACCCUUGCUAUUCGCUCAGCCUUGACCAAGGCUCGGGGGGGUGCACUCAGCAGCACCUCGCUCGAGGACCUUCUUGUUGCCAUGCUUAGCGGCGUUAUUGAACGUGCGAAAAUAGAUCCUGCACUUGUCGAAGAGAUUGUCUUCGGCAAUGUGUUGGAGCCGCGUGUAAACUAUAUCAGCCGUGGCGCAGCCCUGAGCGCUGGUUUCCCUGCUACAACCGCUACUUCGAUCGCAAGCCGAUGGUGCUCAUCAGGUCUUCUCGCAACGCAAAGCGUAGCCAAUCAAAUUGCUUCUGGAGGCAUCGAAGUCGGUCUGGCGGUCGGUGUUGAGAGUAUGAGCCAGAAUCCUGACGACGGUGCCCCGAAUUUCGGCUCCAAGAUCUCGACUCAUCCAGUCGCUAAAGAUAUCAGCAUGCCCAUGGGUUGGACAUCUGAAAACCUUGCCCGUGACUUUGACAUCACAAGGGAGGAGCAAGAUGAGUGGGCAGCCGAGUCGUUUGCUAAGGCUGAGCGAGCGCAGAAGGCGGGCUGGUUCAACGACGAGAUCUUCCCCAUCACGACGCAGCUCAAAAACCCAAAGACGGGUGAGGUCAAGACUGUCGUCGCCGAUCGCGACGAUGGUGUGCGCUACGGCACCACCAAGGAAAAGCUCGCGGGCAUCAGAAAGGCCUUCCCACAAUGGCCUCCAUCCACAACUACGGGAGGCAAUGCGUCGCAAAUCACAGACGGCGCUGCGUGCAUUCUCAUGAUGAAGAGAAGCACAGCUCAACGGCUGGGCCAGCCGAUCUUGGGCAAGUAUGUUCACAGCACCGUCGCAGGCUUGGAGCCACGGAUCAUGGGAGCUGGUCCAACUAUAGCUGUGCCAAAGCUACUUAAGCAGGUUGGAAUCUCGAAGGAGGAUGUAGACAUCUGGGAGAUCAACGAGGCUUUUGGUUCAGUGCUGGUUCAUUGCACAAAAACACUCGGCGUUGAUAGGGCGAGGGUCAACCCCAGAGGAGGUGCGAUCGCAUUGGGUCAUCCCUUGGGAUGCACCGGUGCACGACAGAUUGUGACCGCACUGUCGGAGCUGAAGCGGACGGGCAAGAAGAUUGCCGUGACUACCAUGUGUGUUGGCACUGGCAUGGGUAUGGCCGGGUUGAUUGUGUCGGAACAAUAAGUGUACGGAUUCGCACAGCUGGGACUUCGGUAUUUGGUGGGAAGGGCAAGGUGUGUUCUAGUGAAAAAAAAAAAACAUGUAGCUCACUUGAGGUUUGGCCAAAUUGUACAAAACCAGCGAACUGGCGAAAUCUGUUGUGCAGUAGUCAGGCAUGUCUUUUUUUACACUCCAAACGUGACGUGC
This is a messenger RNA of Verruconis gallopava, 1585 nucleotides long. RefSeq lists its product as uncharacterized. Gene Ontology annotation, cellular component: peroxisome. The record is from RefSeq and is a predicted model, not a curated record. Bases 143 to 1402 code for a protein of 419 amino acids. Gene Ontology annotation, molecular function: acetyl-CoA C-acyltransferase activity. Gene Ontology annotation, biological process: fatty acid beta-oxidation; phenylacetate catabolic process. The transcript has 3 exons. NCBI's taxonomy places the organism in Eukaryota, Fungi, Ascomycota, Dothideomycetes, Venturiales, Sympoventuriaceae.